UUUUAAACUCCAUUUUUUUCGAAAUAAGUAUGAAAACAGUAAAUUAGCUAUAGCAUAAUUGCGUUCGGUGGUAGUAAAUUUACGCAUUUUCUGGCGUCAAGAAAUGUUUAGAUUAGUUGUGUGCGUAUAGGCAGAUAGCGUAGAUUGAAAUCUCUAGCGUCAGGUGGUUCAUAUUUUUAAUGGAUCUUUUGUGAACUGCAAAGAAAGGCAAAAUGUCAGAAAAUCUAACAACAAACAUAUCUCGAUUAUUUGACAGUGGCGAGUCAGCUGAUGAUCCUCAAUCAGCUGUUGCUUUGGAAAUGGAAUCCGCUGAAAGACGAUCUGAGCCUGAUCUUUUGGUUUAUGGCGGUGCCAUUCUUCUCAUCCUACUGGUCGUCUCUGUCCUUCUCUUUUACGUUGAUAAAGGGGCGACAGAGAAGAUAGAUGACUACCUAUAUAACUACUAUGGUGGAAAUGAAUAUGAAAGGUUGACAACGCUUUACAAUCCAGAAUCUGAAGAAACCUUCCUACAAGAGUCAAAUUCCCGUCUCUCACUUCUAGAUGAUCUUGAAGAAAUAGAUGAUAUUCAGGUAUAAGGGUCGUUAUCGCAAAC
This is a messenger RNA of Eurytemora carolleeae, 592 nucleotides long. RefSeq lists its product as uncharacterized. NCBI's taxonomy places the organism in Eukaryota, Metazoa, Arthropoda, Copepoda, Calanoida, Temoridae. Bases 213 to 575 code for a protein of 120 amino acids. The record is from RefSeq and is a predicted model, not a curated record. The transcript has 4 exons.